This is a messenger RNA of Mercenaria mercenaria, 1548 nucleotides long. RefSeq names its product collagen alpha-5(VI) chain-like. Bases 1 to 1413 code for a protein of 470 amino acids. NCBI's taxonomy places the organism in Eukaryota, Metazoa, Mollusca, Bivalvia, Venerida, Veneridae. The record is from RefSeq and is a predicted model, not a curated record. The transcript has 5 exons.
AUGCUGAUUAACGCGUCCCUUUAUUUGUUGCCUUUCAAUUUAGUGAAUGUUUCCACAAAACUGCCGGCCAUAGGUGCUGAUGUUGAUGUUGUACGAAGAGUGAAACGCGGAGGCCACUACUAUUGCCAGUCGGAAGCAACUGAUCCAUGCCAACAUGGGUUAUGUACCACAAACGACAACGGUCACGAUCAUUAUGAAUGUAUUUGUGUCGAAGGAUGGACGAGUCGCAACUGUGAUUUAAUUGAUGUCUGCACACCAUACAAGGAAGCCGAUAUAGUAUUUGUCCUGGACACCUCUCUAAGUGGUGGUAACGGAACGAUAGGCAAACAAAAGGAAUACGUCAAAAACUUUAUGUCCAAAUACCGAACUGGACCACCAAACAACCGCUAUCAAUUUAGUCUUGUGACAUAUUCCCUUCAGGCGACAGUCCAUUUUUACUUGAAUACCUAUAACAAUGACACAGAUUUACAAAAUGCUGUUGAUCUAGUUGAUGAUAACUGUUGUGGUCCAAGUUUUACAGGAAACGCUCUGAGUAAAGUUCGUCAAGACGUCUUUCUGUCGUACAACGGUGCAAGAGAUAACACCGUCGUGGAUCGUUUUGUGAUUUUAUUGACAGAUGGGCUAUCGUCGGAUCCGACGGAUGUAAUGCAGGAAGCCAUUUAUCUAAAAGCCAACGGCGUGAAAAUAUAUACCAUCGGUAGUGGAAUGUCUGUUCUUCAUGAGAAGUUGCUGGAGAUAUCGUCAUUUAAAGACCAUGUGUUUCCAAUGGCAACAGAAGAUUCUCUACACACUCUACUCAAAUAUACCAUGUUCGGUUGUGAGAGUUGUUCAACAAACGUGUCAGAUGUUGCAGUAUUGAUGGAUGUGUCAGCUAAUAUAAAACCUAAAGAGUUUGACACCCAACUCAAAGCUGCCAUACAUUUGCUGGGGAUUAAUGACGUCGGACUAAAUGCCACUCAGUUUAGUUACUCCACGUUCACGAAUACAAUGCACAGCAUCUACAGCUUUGAUAAAUACAGUGAGCGAGUUGAUCUUAUUGCAGAGGUUAGUAAGAAAACAAAGCAUGUAUUUUCUACAAACGGUGACGUCGCAAACGCCCUGGGUGACUUGUACCAAAAUGGAUUUUCUUCCUCAAAAGGGUCAAGGUCGGAAGCUAGACAGAUUGUAGUUUUGAUCACUUCUGGACAACUUGGUGAUAUGGAACAAGUUAAAGCGGAAGCAAAGCGACUGAAAGACUCUGGAAAGAUAAUUAUAACGAUAGGUACCGGAUUGAGCGCAAACAUGACAAAUUUACUAGAAAUCUCUUCCGAUCCUGCCUUUACUUACAUUAUAGGGGAUGACGUUUAUACCGACUUCGAUGUUCUUGACUCGCUGAAGACUACGUUUGUAUAUGACUACUGUUCAAAUGUUUGAUGACUUAAUGCAUCAAUCACAUUUUUUUCAUUUUGUCAAGUUAAUAAUAAAAGUACAAGAUAUCGAAAACGAUACUAGAAAGAACAGCUAACUUCCUUAAUUUUCAUAUCACCUUCAAUAAUGAGACUAACGCUU